This is a messenger RNA of Brassicogethes aeneus, 908 nucleotides long. NCBI's taxonomy places the organism in Eukaryota, Metazoa, Arthropoda, Insecta, Coleoptera, Nitidulidae. The record is from the annotation of a GenBank genome assembly.
AUUUGCAUACAAAAACUUUACUUUCUUUAUGUUGGUGUUCCGCCUGACUGUCAUUUGCAUGUGACAGUUGGUUUUAUUUUUGGAAGUUAUUCAAUAAAUUUUAAAGUAUAUCCAGUAAAAGCUGUUAAAUAAACGUUAAAAUGUCUGCUGAGGAUGCCAGAGUCAGUCUUACCGGUAAAUUUGGCUUGAAGCCGCUGACCAAAGAAAAUUUAUUGUUUUAUUACCUGCCGGUUCAGGGUACACUCAGCUACACAGCUCUGUCUAUAAAUGUUAUGAACCCGUCAUUAGUUUUAAGAAUAUUCCCACGCAGAGAUAUCACAAACGUCCUUUUGUUCAACACAAUAUUAGGCUCUGGAUUGUAUCUAUACAACAGGCCACACCUAAGCGCCCUAACCACCAAAGAAAAACUCUUAUACAGUUCUUUUGGAGCUGUAACAUUCUCCUUGGGUUCUGUUCUUAUUUGGGCAAUCGUAAGAAGCAUUGUGCCUCAGAAUGUGGCUCUUUGCACGGCCUGCGGAAUUGGAUCUGGAGUGGCUUUAAUCAAAAUCGCUCGCACCUAUGCCGAACAUGCUGACUCGUUAGUCAAAAAAGCAUAAGUACUUUUUAUCAUUUUUGUUGUAAUUAUUUGUAUUUGUUAAUAAACCCUAUGUAAUCUGAGUGGUUAAUUUUACAGGCCUCGGUGUAAUGUACAGCAAAUUUUCAUACACUUGCAGCCGAUUUACUUGUUUACCUUCAAGGGGUAUUCUUGUGUCUAGGUUGUAGAAAAACGCGAAUAAGUAUAGUAAUAGGUAACGACCCACUAUAAAACCAAAUAAGGUUUGUCCUAAGGGCUCAUUUAAUUGUUUUCGGACCCAUUCAAAUAUGUUGCAACAGCUUAUGCAGAACAUUGUGGAAAAUAUCAUGCUAAA